This is a messenger RNA of Thamnophis elegans (Western terrestrial garter snake), 853 nucleotides long. RefSeq names its product triple QxxK/R motif containing (gene TRIQK). The transcript has 5 exons. Bases 275 to 535 code for a protein of 86 amino acids. Gene Ontology annotation, cellular component: endoplasmic reticulum membrane. The record is from RefSeq and is a predicted model, not a curated record. NCBI's taxonomy places the organism in Eukaryota, Metazoa, Chordata, Lepidosauria, Squamata, Natricidae.
CUCUCGCGGGCAGCCAAGAGAGGCGGGCCGUUUCCGCCUAACGGGGGAGGCGUCUCUCCGCCACCGAAGAGCAGCGGAGGCGGCACUUGAUAUACUUGACUCAGAAGUCACCUGUCAGGAGGAAAAAAAUCACUUUUUAAAGAGCACUUGGAACCAGACCAAGGGUCAUGUGAAAUUAGUCUAAGAGCUGUAUAUUAUCUCCUGUUCUAGAUCAUCUUCCUGAAGAUACUUUUCAGUGGUGCUCUUGCAGCUCCAAGUUCAUAAAUACGGAAAAAUGGGUAGAAAGGAUGCUGCUUCUGCAAAAAUACCUAUGGAUCAGUACAGAAAACAAAUAGGAAAACAAGAUUAUAAGAAAACAAAACCAAUGUUAAAAGCAGCACGACUGAAAGCAGAGGCCAAAAAAACUGCACCAGGUAUAAAGGAAGUCAGCCUUAUCCUUGUGGCUAUAUUGGUAUUAUUAUUGGCAUGUUAUGCUUUCUUUUAUCUUAACCUUUCUGAAGAAGACGACCUAGGCCUGGAAAAAGAUGGAAAUUAGCCAAACUGUUUUCGAAGAUUUCUUCUAGAAAAGCAUGACUCUUGUCGGCUUCAGCCAUGAACAGCUGCUCGUCAUGAAAGUGGACAAAAUGGGAAUCAGUUCCUGCAACUCUGAAAUUAAUAAUACACUUGAGAAUAUCUCUGCCAGACGUAUGGAUAUUAAUGAGGUUCUUCUCCUUUUCAAACUGUGGCUUAUUGGCUAAAGUUGACCUUUUCCCUCAUUUCUUUUUUAAACUGGAAAUAUUUCAUUUCAGAAAACAAUUUUCUAUAUUCAUUAGUGUUAUUGUGUGGGUGAAAAGAAUUAGAUUUCCUUAGAGCU